UCUAGAGAUGGUUGGUUAGUUUACAGUUCAGUGUGACUUUUAAACCCAAAGUUUUUUGCUAACCCAUUGUAGCCAUAGUUGUAGACACAUAGUAUGUCACUACGCCUGUAGUUUAUUUUGUUGAUUAUGAACCCCUUCUGUGGGUUCUGAAUCUUAAAUUGUGAUUUAAUGUUUUGUGCAAUCCCAGCUCAUUGUCAAAUAAAUUGGGGGGGGGGAGAGAGAGAGAGACUGAACUCAGCUAAUGUUAGAUAGGCACACUGGAUGCCAAAAUUAGAUAGCUGAAAGAUAGCUUCAUACACAUAUAUCUUGCUCAUAUACUUUGAAAUACUCUGCUGCUGACAAAAUAAUUUUGAACAGAACAGAACAGAACAGAACAGAAUAGAAUUCUUUAUUGGCCAGGUGUGAAUGGACAUACAAGGAAUUUGUCUUUGGUGCAUAUGCUCUCAAUGUACACAAAAAGACAAGAUACAUUCGUCAAGAAUCAUAAGGUACAACACUUAAUGAUAGUCAUAGGGUACAAAUAAGCAAUCAGGAAACAAUAUCAAUAUAAAUCGUAAGGAUACAAGCAAUAAAGUUACAAUCAUGCAAUCAAGUGGGAGGAGAUGGGUGAUAGGAAUGAUGAGAAGACUAAUAGUAAUUGUAAUGCAGCUUUAGUGAAUAGUUUGACAGUGUUGAGGGAAUUAUUUGUUUAGCAGAGUGAUGGCAUUUGGGAAAAAACUGUUCUUGUGUCUAGUUGUCUUGGUGUGGAGUGCUCUAUAGCGUCGUUUUGAGGGUAGGAGUUGAAACAAUUUAUGUCCAGGAUGAGAGGGGUCUGUAAAUAUUUUCACAGCCCUCUUUUUUAAACAUUUUUAUUUAUAACACAACACAAUGUAACAAACACAAAAUACAUAAUAUAAGUUCCCUUUUUACAACUGUUUCGUAACAGUCAUCUUCUUACAGCCCUCUUUUUGACUCGUGCAGUAUACAGGUUCUCAAUGGAAGGCAUGUGGUCCUGCAGUCCUUACCUUGUGAGCGAAAGGAUUAAUGAUGUGUUUGAGAAUUCUAAUGAUGGCAGUGUUUCUGUUUUCAUGUGAUUCUGAUCCUAGCUUUUUGGUGCCUGUCCCCAAAGUUAGGGUCAGAAUCACAUUGUUGCAGUUACAUGAUUGCAGUUUGCAAUCAAACACAACAAUGAUGAAACCAGCAGGAAGUCAGAAGUUCCAGAGAUUUGAGGUUCUCACUUAAUAACUCAUAUAGUCCUCACUUUAAAAUGUUAGCUAUAUAAUAAGAAUUGCUCUUGUUAUAUAACACCGUCAUGUGAUAUUAUACUUUAUGACUGCAUCACAGCGAUAGCAAUUCUGGUUCCAUUGCCAUUGAACUAACUGAAUAUUGUAAAUUGGAGAAACAAGCAAAUGCUUCCUUGAAUGCAGAAGGCAGUUGUCUGCUGUCAGACAGGAAAACAAGACAUAGUUUGAUUGAUAGAGUUGGGAUGAAGCUAGAAAUUCUUGUAUUUAGCAUUAUUGGACUAUAGAUACUUGACAUGCUCAUUUAGAGGCCUAGCUAUAUUCACACAACUCAUUAACCAGUUUUAAGUGAACCAUUGUCAGUUGUCAAUGUUCAAAAAGUACAUUGAAGCAUAGAUCAUACUGGCUGAAAUAACACAAUACAUUAAGACACAAACCCAAAUGAAGGUAUAGUCAUUGAUACUGGUUUGGUUCAACCUAUUAGACUAGGCUAAAUUUGUGUAUGUUUCACAAUGUUCUUUCCACUUGAAAUGGGGAAAAUUGUUAAAGGAGGAUGGCUACUUCUGUUCUAAUAAGAACAGACUUCAGUGUCUUCAGUUUUCUGACAGUAAGUAAUAGGAAGUAAGCAGGCUGUGUUUGAAACAUUCCAUUAGUGUUGGUGUUACCACUUCUUGCAUCCAGAGUGCAACAAGCCCAAAUUAUGUCCUAUGUUAGGACAUUUUUUUUAAAUGUUGCAAAAGCUGGGCUCUCUUACUACACUAAAUAUUUGCUUAAGUAUGAUUAAUUGACCAAACUGCAAUUGGCUUAGCCUUUGUGCCAUUAAAUAACAAAAAUGUUGGAUUAGAUGUGAGUUGAGAGGUCUGUGAUAGGAAUUUCCUGAUGUUUUCCUGGCCCAAAUAGAUGGGAACUUUGGGUCAUGUGGCCCUUGACCAAAUUGCAAAAUCAUUUUCCUAGUAAUCAUUAUGACUUGGAUCAAAACAAUCUGUCUCUUGUGCUGGCAGCCCACUAGGCAGGAAGUAAGAGGGAGGGAGGGAGAAGCAGAUGUAAAAAAAACAGGGCUGGCAGAAAAACAGUAAGGGGAAAAGGUGGCUAUGUUCACCCUAGUCCAGGGGUGUCAAACUCACGUCAUGACGGCAUCACGUGACGUAUUGGGACUUUUUCCCCUUUGCUAAAAUGGGAGUGGCAUGGCCAGCACAUGAUGCAUCCGGCCCUUGGGCUGGGAAUUUGACAGUCCUGCUCUAGGCUAUGCUUUCCCUAUCACAUAAUCCUAUGAAAUCACAAUGCUCAUUCAGGUUUAAAACCAGUUAGCAGGAAAGCCAAGUUUCAGUCAAGUCAUGGUGAUGGGCUGAAAAGCUAAUCUUUUAUUCUAGAGUUAUGUUCCUCGUUUUCAUUUUAUGAAACUUAUAAAUCACAAGAGAUUAGAAGAAUAGGGGAGAACUAGAAAAGUUGAAUCAAUCUACAGAUGAUAUUAAUCGGAGAGAAAUGGAGCUUGAGGACGCACGUCAGAAAUUCCGUUCAAUUCUGGUGGAAGCUACAAUAAAACUAGAUGAACUUGUGAAGAAGAUUGGAAAAUCUGUAGAAGAUUCAAAGCCUUACUGGGAAGCCCGAAGGGUUGCCAGGCAGGCUCAACUAGAGGCUCAGAAAGCAACACAGGAUUUUCAGAGAGCAACAGAGGUGCUACGGGCUGCUAAGGAAACCAUUUCUCUUGCAGAACAGAGGCUGCUGGAAGAUGAUAAACGUCAAUUUGAUUCUGCAUGGCAAGAAAUGCUUAAUCAUGCCACCCAGCGGGUUAUGGAAGCAGAGCAGACAAAAACUAGAAGUGAACUUGUACAUAGAGAAACAGCAGCCAAAUACAAUGCUGCCAUGGGCAAAAUGAAACAGUUGGAGAAGAAGCUGAAAAGAGCUAUCAACAAAUCCAAGCCUUAUUUUGAACUCAAAGCAAAAUAUUAUGUACAAUUAGAGCAAUUAAAGAAGAUAGUGGAUGAUCUGCAAACAAAUUUGGCUUUGGCAAAGGGUGAAUACAAAACAGCCUUGAAGAACUUGGAGAUGAUCUCUGAUGAGAUUCAUGAGAGGCGGCGAGCUUCAUCAAUGGGGCCCAGAGGAUGUGGUGUUGGAGCUGAAGGCAAUAGUACUUCAGCAGAAGACCUUUCAACAUGCAAGUUAGAUUCAGAUAAUGUUUCCAUGGCAUCAGAAGUAUUUGAGGAUGACAACUGCAGCAGCUUUGUGUCUGAAGAAGACUCUGAAACUCAGUCUCUAUCUAGUUUCAGUUCUGGUCCAACAAGCCCUUUUGAUAUACCAGCUCAGUUUCUUCCAAUGACUCGACCUAAAAGCUUGGAUUUGUCUAGCCCUAUAUCACUAUCUGAAUUUGGUGCAUUUCCUCUAUUAGGACCUCGCAGUGAAUGUAGUGGGGCAUCCUCUCCUGAAUGUGAAAUUGAAAGAGGAGACAGGGCAGAAGGAGCUGAGAACAAGAUACUUGACAGAGUGAACAAGAACAAGAGUGUAGGCAGCAGCUCUUCUUCUAGUGGCCCAGUGCUGGACAAUCAGUUGAAGCAACUUUCCUUACAAUGCCUGAAAGUCAAGGAUGGAGUUUGUGCAGACAAACAAAUAGUACAAAUUGGGUGAAGUAACAUCCAUGGGCUAAUGAGGAGUUAAUUUAUUUAUACACAAAUGUUUUCUGAUUGUCAGAACCUUGUGCCAACAAGUAAUAUGUGCCAAAUUUUUAACUCUUAACUGCACAAUAAAAGCUUACAUAAUUGCUGAGGGCUAAAAUAUGUGCAUUGAAAUAUGUAACAGAAAUCUUGGUCAGGACAGAAAUUGUAAAGGACAGAAAUACCAACCCUUAAGAUAUUUUGUAAUAGUUUGGAAGAAGCAAGAGCUAACAUGAAUCCUCUGUGACGUUUAGGGCAUUCUGGCAGUCAGAGCAAAGCCAGGUUGGGAGGAUUAGCUGUUAUCUUGUUUGUAAUUUGAGCUGCUGUUUAAUGCCAUAAAAUUCCAGGAUGCUAGCAGCAUACCCAUUGAAAUACCUUAUAUUGUGUUUGGGUUACCAAAGGAAGCUGCUGCAUGUAACAGAAUUUAAGAAUUCAGUCUUGCUAUAGAUUCAUGAGUGGUGAUACAUUAUACCUCAAAGGUAAUCAAAAUGUUAAUACUGGUGCACAGGAUCCCUUUAGCUUUUUAAAUGGGGAGAGGAUGGAGAUAGGACGUAGUUUUGAUUUAUAUAUAUUAUGAUCAAAAUGAAAUGGUCAGUGAAAACAUUAAUGCAGGAUACCACUUUGUUGUGAAGUACCAAUCAUGAUAAUCACCAAGCAUAGACAGGAAGAUUCUCCCACAUCCCAUCAACUAAAAAAGAGAAAUGUGCAUGAAUGGAAUAGUUGCCAUAGCAUUGAUAUGGGGAACAUUUUCUAGUAUUUCUGCAUUAUAAAGUAUAGCAUUUCAGGAGUAGUUAAAAAGAGUUAGAAGUUAGUAUUCUUUACGUAAAAAUAUAAAUAAGAUGGAAAGGAAGCUGAAGCAUGUAAGCCACAGCUAGUAGAAAUUGGAAUUUAUGCUAGUAAGAAAUAUUUAAAAGCAUAAAGUUGCUUUAGUAAACUAGUUAACUAGCAGUUAACAUUUCUAAAAAUUGGCCUAGGUCAUCUUUAAUGAACGUAUUUUUUGAGCAUUACUGAUUAGCAAUAACCCUUUCAGUAUUUUUUAAAAAUUGGCUUAAUUUUGUUUUAUUUUGUCAAUGUUAUGUGUAUAUUCUUAAAACAAAUGUAAAGAUUAUUUCACACGAAGUCUCCUCUGCCCUUUUUGUUUUCAUGUGUAAUAUGGUUAUUUUUAAUCUUUACAACUUCAUUCUUCAAAUAUAUAUAUGUUUUCCAUAUAUGUUUUGGUUAUACUUUGGCUGAGGAUCUUUGCAAGGAACAAUUGAAAUGGUAAUAAUAAAAUGACAACUAGAAAUGUUAGUAGUAAGUCUGUGUCUGUGUAUAGGUACUACCUGUAAUAAAAUUCAAAGUUUAGGGAUUACCUUUAUAAAAACUAUGAGAUACAAAAUUAAACAGUUUUGUUUCAUGAA
Molecule: messenger RNA, 5268 nt
Organism: Pantherophis guttatus
Lineage: Eukaryota; Metazoa; Chordata; Lepidosauria; Squamata; Colubridae
Source: RefSeq, a predicted model, not a curated record